AUGAGAGACCGCAGCGCUGUUCAGCGUACAGGAACAACCGCGCCAGCAUACGCUGUUGACCUGACGCUGGACUCAGACAGCGACGCCGAAGUCGUGCCCCUGGGCAGCAGCAAUCGGCACAACAAACGCAAACGCUCCCCAACCCCAGAUGAAGCCGGAUCUGAGAGCGAUGGCAGUGCCCCAGAGCUAGGCGACGAGGAGUACGAGAUUGACUAUAUUGUCGACUCGCGCUUUCGCGCCUACCGUGGCAAGGCCACUCUGGAAUAUCUGAUCCAUUGGAAAGGUUAUGGUGUAAAGGACCGUACCUGGACACUCGCAGACCAGCUCGACGAUGACGACCCACCUGUGCUCGACUUCUAUAGACGAUGUCCUGGAAAGCCUCGUAAGACCCAGCGCACGCUUCUGGAUGUCCUCGGGAAACGCCCUCCCAAUGCCAAGAAGGCUGAAGUGAAACCCCGUCCUCCCAAGCGCACCGCACAGCCCACGCCUAAGCGCGCCAACAAUGACAACCGCUUAGAACGCGACGACCGCUCAGACAAGGAGAACUACCGCACUUCGUCGAAAUCACUGCGCGUGGAGUCGGACGACGAUUUUGUCAUGUCGGAGGGGGUCAGUGAAGACGCCGCCAGCCUCCACUCGGACCCCGAGGAGCCUGAAUCGAGUGUGGCCUCUGCAGAUGAGGUCGAUGACGGUGAGUCUUUUUGUGUGGUUGCAUUUCUCACGCCAGAACCCAAGCAGCCUGCCAAGAAGAUGAAUGGAGGCUGGGGCAACCGUAUCAAGGGAGUCAAGAAGGCUGCCGUCAACCUUGCCAAUGGAAGUGGACACUUCAAGACUGGUGUUCUCCCUCUCGAAAUCAAAGCCGAUGGAAAGGGCUUGGCCAAGAAUAUGAGUGAAGACCUACCGCCCAUCAGUGACAUUGAGGCCAUGUUCGCGCACCUGUCGUCAAGGCUCCCGGCCAUUGCCAAAGUAGCCGAAAGGCUCAACGGUCGCAAGCUGCGUGUGGCGACGAUGUGCUCCGGCACCGAGUCCCCUUUGCUAGCCCUUGGGAUGAUCGCUAGGGCGGUCAAGGAGCAAUACGACGUUUCCCUCCUCUUCGAACACGUAUUCUCGUGUGAAAUCGAGCCCUUCAAGCAGGCCUACAUUGAGCGCAACUUUGCCCCGCCCAUUCUGUUCCGUGACGUGACGGAACUUGGUCGCAGCAAAGCUCACACGGCCUACGGUUCUUUGGUCAAGGUCCCAGGCAACGUUGACAUGUUGAUUGCCGGAACAUCUUGCGUCGACUAUUCUGGUCUCAAUAACGAGAAGCAGGACAUCGAUGCCAACGGCGAGUCGGGUCGCACUUUCCGCGGUAUGCUUCAGUGGGUCAACAAGCACCGACCACCCAUUGUCAUCCUGGAAAAUGUUUGCAGCGCCCCAUGGGAUAAGGUGGUCGAGUAUUUUGCCGAAAUCGACUACGACGCGCAAUACCAGAGACUUGACACCAAGGAGUACUACAUUCCCCACACCCGCACCCGUGUCUACCUGUUCGCCACUCCAAUGGACAAGGACACUUCGCACCUACCCGAAAAGUGGGCUACAACGGUUCGAGACCUUCGACGCCCUUGGUCGUCUCCCUUUGAAGCCUUCCUCCUUCCCGCAGACGACACCAACAUUCAUCGUGCCAGGCUCGAUCUUGCUGCCGCCAAAUUCUACAGGGACGGAACCCAGCGCAAGGCCACCGACUGGGGUCGAUGCGAGUCUCGUCACGCUCGCGCUCGCCAAGAAGAAGCACUCGGUAUCCUUCGUCCUCUAACAUCCUGGCAGGAAGCGGGCGUUUGCAAGGGCCUAGACUGGACGUGGAACGACUGGCUGCUGUCCCAGACAGAGCGCGUUCUCGAUCUACUCGAGAUUUCAACUCUGCGCAUGGCUAAAGACGGCAUUGACGCGGGUUACAAGGCAUGCAUCUGGAACGUCAGCCAAAACGUUGAUCGACAAACUGGUUCCUCCAAGACUGCACUUGCUCCCUGCCUCACUCCCAACAUGAUUCCUUGGGUCACAAACCGUGGUGGUCCAGUCACUGGCCGCGAGGCUCUGGCUUUACAGGGUAUCCCUGUCCGCGAACUUCUGCUCACCAGCGAGAGCGAGGAUCAGCUCGCCGACUUGGCCGGCAACGCCAUGACAUCUACGGUCGUGGGUGCUACCAUGCUCGCCGCUCUUCACCUGGCUGUGAGCAAGCUUCCAAGUGGCGCCUCCGACAACUCGGAGCCAGAUGAGAUGGACGCCGCCGCCGCGAACAUUGUUUGCGAACACGACUUGCAUGAGCAGGCUCUCGAUCUCGCCAAGGUCGACAGCGCCGACCUCGUUCAGAUUCUGCAUGCUGCGCAGCGUAGCUCGCGCCACUGCGAGUGCGAGGGUCAAUCAGGAACGGCUUCAUCGGCUGUCGACGAGUGUACUGCAUGCGGUUACCGGUCGUGCAAGGCGUGCGGUGGUCGCCCGGAGCACGUUUAUGCGACCUGCAAUACCAAGCGGAUGGAGCCCGCCGAGUUUGAGAGGACCUUCAAGGACCUUUUGCCUAUGCGCGUCACUAUUGCCGGUUUGACCCAACAGUCUCUUUCUGCUGCGCGGGAGGCCGCCAAAGGCAGUGGCAAGGGCUCCGUCAAGUCAUCCGACUGGGAUUUAUGGAGCAAUGCUGUUCUGGACGCCGUCGACAACGUCGAGUUCCGCUUUAGGUUCCUCAAACGUCAACAGACUUGGACUGCAGUGUACGAAGCUCCCUUUGCCACUCUCGACCUGUGUUUCAAGAGCCCUACACCAGAAUGGCGAUUGACCGUCAAAGCACCAACAUCUGAGCCUGUCAAGAGCCGGCUGCGCGAACUGGUACUCCACCCGGUUGCGCGCAUGCGCCUCAACGUCCAGGGCAACAACGUCCUCAGCGGCAAAUGGGAAGUUUGCAUCCCCUCAGCCCAGACCUUUGACAUUGAGAUUGCUGGUUGUGGCGAACUCGUACCAACUUGGCAAGCCGCCCUCGGACUGCAGGGGACUCUCGAGGGCAAGACUAGGUGGUCCCAGAUCCGAGUCACCGUCCCGUCUGCAGCCGAUCGCGCUUUGGACCGCGAGUUGUCCGGCGUCUACAGCCUUCUUCCUCUAUGCGGACAAGCUCAAAGCUCUCUCCACAUUCAAGAGUCGAAAGACACAACCCAGCCCCCCCUGUUUCUCUUCCUUGAUCCUACGAGGUGUGGCGAUGCUUCAAAAGACCAUUUCGUUUUCUCAACUUCAACCGAGCGCCUAGACUACUACACCGAACGUGAUACGAUAGCCUCACUCAGCAACAAGUGGCGCGAGUCAAGCAAGCCCAAAGAGACUGUCACCCUCAACACUCGCGGCAGCUGGACAAUCUGCCGUACAGUGCGCCUAGCCGCCGUUAGCGGUCAAGCCCUUGCAGUUGGUGACUCACCUGCACACUGCGACGAAGCUACGUAUGCCAUCCCGACAUCACCAGAGGCCAUUUCGUUGGCCACACGGGACUGUACCCAGGCGCCUGCUAUCCUGUCUGUUCGCGUCCCCCUUGACGCUGCCCAUUCGGAAGACAUGUGGCAGAAAGGCAGCUGGGGAGAGGUCGAUCUUCAACACCAUGGCAACGGCACGUUUGCCAACUUGGCUUGGGUCACAGAGCGAUUGCCUCUUCUGGAUGGGUUCUCCUCUUGGAAUCGCUUAAAUGUGACUGAGACGGCUGGUGCGGCUUGCGACCACUGUGCCCCGCUGCCACCUACCAUUCACUGGAUCAAGCAGCCUGGCAAGUUGAACAAGAAUGGUGGCAAGACCAAGAGCACCAUCAUGCCAUUUGAGGACAGGCUGGAGGCUGGUCGCUACGAGCAUGCCUUGAAGAAUCGCCCCGCUCCCUUUGUCCUUCAGCUGCGACUUGAUGAUGACAUUGGCUCUUUCCGCAUUGGCCUCAACGCUACAUCACUUGCCCACCGUGCCCUGGCCAGGCUUCCGAAGAACGACUCAAAGGGCCGGGUGCAAAUGUCCUGGCGUCUCACUCCUGGGCAAGUUGUCGACGUACCGGAGCCACCCCGAGUGUUUGUUCUGCCCAGCAAUAAGCGCGAUCCGGAAGCUGCCACGCCGAAAGAUUUCCUCCUGCCCCUCCGUCGAGAGCAACGACGUUCCCUGUCGUGGAUGCUUUCGCAGGAGCGCGCAGAGGGCAAGUCUCACACUUUUGUUGAGGAGGAGAUUUCUGAAGCACUUCUGCCAUCGCUUGGUUGGAGAGCCGAAGGCAAGGCUGAGCGGCCGGUCAUGGUCCGUGGUGGUGUCAUCGCCGACCAGGUUGGUUACGGCAAGACUAUCAUUUCGUUGGCCCUCAUUGCCGAGACUAAGGGCCAAACCGCACCAGAGUCCGCACCGCCUGGCCUCAUCGAUCUGAAAGCGACGCUACUGGUGGUACCUGGCCAUCUGAGCAAGCAGUGGCCCAGCGAGAUUGAACGUUUCACCGGCAACCUGUUCAACACCAUUGUUAUCCAAAACAUGAAGGACCUCCAGAAGAGAAGCAUUGCCGACCUGACCAAAGCGGAUAUCAUCGUUGUGGCAUCGGAAGUUUUCGACUCGGAGUCUUACUGGGAACGGUUCGAGUACUUGUCGGCCCAACCCGAAGACUGGCUCAACGACAAGCAGGGCGGUCGCUUCUUUGCUGAUCGACUCGACACAGCUAUGACGACUCUCCGUUCCCAGACUGAGAGCCUACAAACAGAAGGCGGAGCUGCAGCUCAGCAGGUGAUGGACACACACCACAAACGUGCCAUCAGAGAUGCUGAGAGCAAAACACAAGAGCUCAACGCUGCCAACUUCGGCAAGCGCCUCAAGGGCGCGGCGUAUCGUGACAAGUACGACGAUAGCCAACCUCCGUCAAAGAAGCUGAAGGCGGGAGGCAGUCGGUGGGCCGCCGACGACGAGGAAGACGACCCUCAAGUUGCUGUUCCGAAACUGGCGUUCCGUCGCGCGGCUGGUACCGAUUCUUUAACUAGCCCCGCUGUGGGCAAGAACUACAAGUUGCUCGGUACCCCUGUGUUGCACAUGUUCAGGUUCCGUCGUGUCAUCGCCGACGAGUUCACCUACCUGUCUCAGCGUCCACUUGCCUCUCUACUCCGCCUCUCGUCGUGUUACAAGUGGGUGUUGUCGGGCACCCCUCCCGUGGAAGACUUUCCCGCUAUCCGGAGCAUUGCGACGUUCAUGGGCAUUCACCUCGGUGUCGAGGAUGACACUGAGGGCAGUACUGCCUCUCAAAAGGCUCGCGCCAAGGAGCAGACAGCCGCUGAGCGCUUCCACGCAUUCCGUGAGAUUCAUUCAGCCGCGUGGCAUCGUCGCCGCCACGACCUUGCGCAAGAGUUUCUCGACGGGUUUGUCCGCCAGAAUAUUGCCGAGAUUGAGGACAUCCCGACUGUCGAGCACAUCCACGAGAUCAAGCUUCCAGCGUCUGAAGGCGCAGUCUACCUCGAGUUGGAACAUCACCUCCAAGCACUGGAGAUGCAAGCUCGCAAGGAGACCAAGUUCAAGAAUGUUACUCAAGGUGACCGUAACGCACGACUCGAGGAGGCUUUGACAGACUCGAAAACCGCGGAAGAGGCUCUUCUUAAACGAUGCUGCCACUUUACUCUCGACUUGACGGACAAGAAGCGUGAUGCCGCAUCAGCGCUGGAAGCGUGUCAACACAUUGCCAGUGCACGCAGGAGCCAACUGGAGGGCUGUGAAGACGAUCUUCGUCGUACCAUCAACAACGCUGUGGGACUUAACGCUCUCGUUAGGAAGAAGGGCGGCUUCAAGGCCAAGGACGAGCGACAGCACUUCCGCGAAUGGGUCGAUUUCUGCUUCGAUACUAGCCAGCACCACGGAGACGCGGAAGCUGCGAAGCGCCUGGUCAACGUGCUGGUCAAGUGCAACUUCCGCUCGGGAGCAAUUCCCGACGCGCCUGCCGACGGGAAACUGCCAAAGACCGAUGCCAAGAGCGGUGCUGAAGACCUCAAGUGGGAACUGCGUGAACAAGCUCACCUUCUUCGUCGUCUGUCGAAGGAGCUCGUGGCCCGUGUCCGAUCCCUUCGCUUCUUCGAGGUCGUUCGUAAGCUGCAGCACAGCGGUGACGAGCGGGUCAGCGUGUUGGAAGGAUCCGAGUGCGGCCACCGUCCAUCCACCAACCGCGGUAUUGAAAUGGCAGUUCUCAGCUGCUGUGGCCAUGUUUCGUGCCACCAAUGCAUGGUCGAAGCGGUCAAUAAUCAGCGCUGCGUAAAUGGAGACGACUGCCACGCGCCCGUCCGCCACACCAACAUUGUCAAGGUUUCAACGCUCGGCAUUGAGGGUGAACUGGAGUCUGGCAGAUUUGGUGCCAAGCUCCAGCGUUUGGUCGACCUCAUCGACUCGAUUCCACGCCGCGAACGCAUUCUGGUGUUUGUUCAGUGGGCCAACCUCUUUGGCAAAGUGUCCGAGGCCAUGAAAGACGCAGGCAUCAACCAUGCCACACUCACCGGCAGUGUAGCAAAACGCGCCAACACACUCGACAAGUUCCAAUCCACCGACGCCGACGGUACCAGGGUCCUCUUGCUGAACACUGUGGAUGCCUCGGCUUCUGGAUCAAACCUUACCAUGGCCAACCAUGCCAUCUUCCUCGGUCCUUUGUUCACUCCGACGCUCCUCAACUACCGAGCUACCGAAACUCAGGCCAUCGGUCGAGUUCGUCGCUUUGGACAAACCCGAACUGUCCACAUACACAGGCUUCUCGCCCUCGACACCAUUGACUUCACUAUUUAUAACUCUCGUGUGCAGGAGUUGCGUGCCAAGCCCGACCAUGUGGAGAUUCCCAGGGGUGACUAUGUGCCCAAGACGAAGCCCAAGAAGUAG
Messenger RNA from Apiotrichum porosum, 6861 nucleotides. RefSeq lists its product as uncharacterized. Gene Ontology annotation, molecular function: ATP-dependent chromatin remodeler activity; methyltransferase activity; ATP binding. The record is from RefSeq and is a predicted model, not a curated record. The transcript has 10 exons. Bases 1 to 6861 code for a protein of 2286 amino acids. NCBI's taxonomy places the organism in Eukaryota, Fungi, Basidiomycota, Tremellomycetes, Trichosporonales, Trichosporonaceae.